CUUUUCUUCUUUCUUUUUGUUUUCCCUGCGGACUUGGCCAAUUGCUACAAUGGCGACUGCUACCCCCUUCCAGAAGGAGGCCUGGACGGAGUAUGGGGUCGGAGUGAUUGUGCUUCUGCUGCGCUUGUUCGCACGCAUGAAGGUGGUAGGGAUCAGGAACUGGCAGGGCGAUGACUAUUUCUCCAUCAUUGCGCUCAUCUUUUGGACGGCCGAACUGACCAUGCUCGAACUCAUCGGCCAGUACGGGACCAAUAUCGGCCUCACGGACGAGCAACGAGCAGCCGUGACGCCCGAGCAGACAGCCAGACUGGUUGUGGGAUCGAAAUGCCUUCUCGCUGGAUGGACGUGCUAUGUGACGCUGAUCUGGUCGCUGAAGGCUUGCAUGCUGUUCUUCUACAACCGCCUCACCCUUGGCCUCUUCCAGCAGAAGCUUGUCAAGAUCAAUGUCGUCCUUUGUGCUGCGACCUAUGUGGCCGUUAUCCUGACCAUCUUCCUCCACUGUCGGCCGUUGACGAAGCAUUUCCAGGUCUAUCCGGACCCCGGGCUGAAUUGCACGGCCGACUUCAUUAACUACAUCAUGAUUGCCACCACAAAUGUUGUUACCGAUGCCAUCCUCCUCACCAUUCCCAUCCCACUUCUCGCCAAAGUCCGUCUCGCAUUACGCCGAAAACUAGUGAUUGGUGUGCUCCUUUGCGGCGGUGUCUUCGUUAUGGCCGCAACCCUCCUCCGCUGCAUCCUUUCCCUCAAAGACAUCAACAGUAUCAACAACAGCACGGUGUGGGCCAUUCGUGAAACAUUCGUCGCCAUCAUCGCCGUCAACGCCCCUUGCAUCAAACCGCUCUUCAGCUCUUCCGUGUGGCUGCGCUCCUCUUCGAAAGAUCCCUCUUCGGGGCUUGGGAACUAUUCGAAGAGUAAGGGGGCGAGCUUCGGUAUGUCCGCGCUGGGUCGAUCAAAACACACCCAGCUUGAAUCUGGCACCGUCUCGAAGGCGGGGCGGGACAGCGAUGAGUAUGGGAUGUUGCGGGAGGCGAACAAUCGUGGUGCAGCACUGGCGAGUGCUAGCCGCUACGAUGGGAGUAGCUUUGAGGACGAGGAAAAUGGUAGGAAAGGGGGAAUCCAGGUGACAACCAUGUAUGAGGUCAGGAGGGAUGGGAGGGAGUAAAACAGGUCUGGCUGGGAAGUGCAAACCUUUGAACCAUGAUAUUCUUAUUUAAUUUACAGCUGUAGCUGCUGCC
This is a messenger RNA of Aspergillus nidulans FGSC A4, 1235 nucleotides long. RefSeq lists its product as uncharacterized. The record is from RefSeq and is a predicted model, not a curated record. Lineage: Eukaryota; Fungi; Ascomycota; Eurotiomycetes; Eurotiales; Aspergillaceae. Gene Ontology annotation, cellular component: membrane. The transcript is spliced from 7 exons. Bases 50 to 1162 code for a protein of 370 amino acids.